GCUCGAUGGUUCCGAUGAAGCAACGACAACCUUCCAUAGAUCUUCAGCACGAGCCCCAACGCAACGGCGCGAAGAGAAAGAAGUUCAAUCAAGGACAAUGCAAUGGUGUUCAGUCAACAUCGAUUACACCCAACGUACCGCCACAGCGUACGCGGAUACUGAGUCGCAAAUACAUCUUAACCAAAACGGGGUAUAAGUAUUUCGAACUCGGCAUUGGUAUUUCAUUGAUGGAUGCAACACCAACCGUUGACAUAGCUCUAGGCGACAACAAUGGGAACGAGGUGCUUCUGUCGUCAGAAAUGUGGAAGAUGUUGUUGGACAACGAACGAAUAAUUAUGUCCUAUUUGUCGGAGCAGAGCGACGCGCAGCCGCCUAUUCUUGUAGACGAUCUGGUUGUAUUGUUCAGCUUGAUAAACAACGCAAAGAUCAUGCGUCUGACUACAAAGAAUAGUCGCAUAAUAUUGUCCCACCAAUCAAUGUGCAACUUGUUCAACUUGAAACAUUGUGUUGCGUGCAUCAUCGCCUACUUGAACGACGCCGUUAUUCGCGUGCGAAACAGAUUGUCGCAGUAUUUCGCGAUCCAGUCUGAAUUAUCCGAUUCCGCUAGCUUCGCAAAUGCUGUCGCACAGAGCGGUGACUUCGAUGUCAACGAUAUUGUCGAUUGCAAACUGUUAGCUGUAUGUUACGGCGUUGCGCCUUAA
This is a messenger RNA of Pseudomyrmex gracilis, 701 nucleotides long. RefSeq lists its product as uncharacterized. The transcript has 2 exons. The record is from RefSeq and is a predicted model, not a curated record. NCBI's taxonomy places the organism in Eukaryota, Metazoa, Arthropoda, Insecta, Hymenoptera, Formicidae. The coding region runs from base 6 to 701 and encodes 231 amino acids.